AUUACCUUAUUUCACUAGCCCAUCGAAGAUGAACUUACAUGUUAUUGUUCCUGUUGGACAGUCAACUGUAUUAAACUGUUCUGCUGGUGGCUUUCCAGAACCAUCGGUUAAAUGGUUGAAAAAUUCACAUCAAUUAGAAUCAAGUAAAAAGAUUAAGAAAUACAAAUGGGCAAUUAAAAUUAAAAAGGUUGUGCUUUCUGAUAAUGGAAAAUAUGAAUGCAUUGUUUCAAACAUACAUGGAGAGGUCAACCAGACAUUUGAAGUUGAAGCCCAAGAAAUAGUACGCUCACGACCCAUUUUUAGUGAAAAUGUCAACGUUAAUCAAACUGUGACAAGUGGAGAAAAUGUCAGUUAUAACUGUAAAUUUAUUAGUGAUCUUUCAUCAUAUAACGCUUGGAUUCAACGAUAUUCAUUCAGUGAAACUUGUCAAGAAGCUCAUAAGGCAGAUAAUUUUAAGACCUUAAAGAAAUAUGACACAAAACUAGAUCUUAUAAAUGUGACUGCUGCUGAUGCAGGGCCUUACACGUGUUUUGUUGAAAACCAGAUUGGUUGGGUGUGUAAAGACUUUUGGUUAAAAGUAAUAUCAAAGCCUUCCAAAAAUGUAUCACCAGUGUGGAUUGUUGUUCCAGUUUUAGUAACGGUUGUGUUAGUGACAGUUGCUGGAAUGCUGUUUCUGUAUUUUAGACAUAAACACAAGAAGCUGGAAAAAGAAAAAAAGAAACUGACAAGGAAAAAAAUUAUUCUUGAAAGAAUUGAUUCUGAAAAUUCUCAUAACUCCUUGACACCUUUAAUAAAGAUUGAUGUCCCGAGCAAUUACAGCAUUACAUCACAGUUGCCUUCUAUUGAUGAAUAUGACAUUCCUGUGGAUCCUAAGUGGGAGUUUCCUCGGAAAAAGUUAGAAAUUAAGGAAAAGGUGGGUUGUGGUGCUUUUGGACAAGUUCAUAUUGCAGAGGCUUUGGGUAUAAAAGCAAAAGAAGUUUUAACUGUUGUGGCAGUUAAAAUGCUGAAAGUUGGACACACUGAUCAAGAUAUGCUUGACUUAGUAUCAGAGAUGGAACUAAUGAAAGUUAUUGGCUCUCAUAUGAAUAUCAUCAAUCUGUUGGGUUGUUGUACACAGGAUGGCCCACUGUAUGUGAUUGUGGAGUAUGCAAGCAAUGGAAAUUUGCUGGACUUUUUAAGAUCUCACAGGCCAAGUUCAGGAUAUGAAAUUCCUUUAGGAGCUGACAGGAAUCUCAAAGUGCUCUUGAAAAAAGAUCUAAUUUCUUUUUCUUUCCAAAUAGCAAAAGGAAUGGAGUAUCUAGUUUCCAAAAAGUGUAUUCAUCGUGAUCUGGCAGCUCGGAAUGUCCUUGUCACACAAGACAGAAUCAUGAAAAUUGCAGAUUUUGGGCUUGCCAGAGAUGUGCAAGAAGUAGAUUAUUAUAGGAAAACUAGCAAUGGUCGACUACCUGUAAAGUGGAUGGCACCAGAAGCUCUGUUUGAAAUGAAGUUUUCUUCAUAUAGUGAUGUUUGGUCUUUUGGAAUUCUUCUGUGGGAAAUCACAACAUUAGGAGGUACACCAUAUCCAUCGGUUCCUGUUGAGAGGCUCUUUCAGUUAUUGAGACAUGGACAUCGAAUGGAGAAGCCAGAAAAUUGUUCAUUAGAACUCUACAUGAUCAUGAGGAACUGCUGGAAUGCUGAGCCCAUUGAACGGCCAACAUUUUCUUUGCUUGUGAAAGAACUAGAUCAUAUGUUGACCAUUUUUUCAGAGGAGAACUAUCUUGACUUGAGUGCUUCUUUUUCUGUUCUGGAUACUCCUCCAUCAAGUGAUUCAUCUUGUAAGUUAAAUAUCUCCAAUAUUGAAGUCACCAAUGGUGAAAAAAUAUAAUUUAAGCCACAGUAAAAAAUUGUAUUUGACAUGUGCACUACCAGAGAAUAUUCUCUGUUUGAAUUAUUUUAGUGAACUCAAUUUUACUCAUGUCAGAACUUCAAAUGAGUGGUAAAGGUGGAUCAGACUAUUUAGUUAAUGCCUUGUUUAAUGUUUAUGAUCUGGCCCAAAAUUAUAUAAGGAUAGGUUAUGGAGGUUCAAAUAUAGGAGUUGAAAGCUUUUUGUUCAUUGCUAUUUCUCAGGAUGAAAACUUAUAAGAUCAUUUGAGUGCUUCACCAAACAAUAUGAAUAUGCUAGAUUCUUUACUUCAAAUUUCAACUAAGGAUAUCUUCUAAAGAAUUAGAUAAGCAUUCAUUUCUGAAGCUCCAACAAAAUUUUGUGUUAAGUUACAUGGCUAAUCACUGCAUAAUGUUUUAGAUGUAAAAAUAACAUAUAACUAUUACGCCUACUGUUUAAACAAUAAACUUACAAAAGAGUGUAAAAUGAUUGAAAUUUUAAGAAUUAUGAAUGUUAAGUGUAGACAUUUCUAAUAUCAUUGUAAGUAUUAUGUUCAUAUAAAUUUUUGGUAUUAAAUUUUUAAUAUUAUCUGUUUUAAGAUUAUUGUAUGUUUCUCAAACAUACAAUAAUCUUAAAACAGAUAAUAUUAAAACCUAGCCAUAAUUUAGACUUCAUAGUUAAAGAAUAUUCAGAAUUAUUUGUUUCUUCCCCAAUUUAUUUUUCAUAUUAUACAUAGCUUUGAAGAAUGAAUAAUAUAAUACAUUUUAUUGACAUUGCAUGUAUUUUCUCUAUAUUUUUGCAUAAAAUUUAUCUAUUUUUUUAAUUUCUUUCUUUCUCAAAGUUUUUGUAAUUCAACAUUGUACCCUUGAACAACAAACCAAUCUCAUUUAAAUGUAGAUUCCUUUAUAAGAACCAACUUUUGUUUAAACUUGAGUACUAAUGAAUACUUAUUUUUAUAAGGAUUAAAAUAAAGAAAAUGCUGUGAAUAACUAAAUUAAAGCUUAUUUACGGAUAAAACAAAUAAUGGUUGUAAAAUUUCUUUUUACUUUAUUUUUCAAAACUGUUUUGCUAUGUUACUUAGCAUCGCCCCCCAGUGGCGCAGCGGUAUGUCUUCGGACUUACAACGCUAGAAUCCAGGUUUCGAUACCCGUGGUGGGCAGAGCACAGAUAGCCCAUUGUGUAGCUUUGUGCUUAACUUCAAACAAACAAACAAUACUUAGCAUCGACAGGUGGAUACAUUUGACUAAUGUAAUGAAAUUGUUACCGUAUCAACUGCUAAGCAACAAAAUAAAAACAAGUCAAAUACAGUUGUUUAACAGUGAAAAAUUAAAAUAAAUAUAAUUUCAUUUGUGUACUGGUUAAUACUAGGUUUUUGUUUUAUAAAAAAAAAGAACAUCUUUGUUUUUCUUCUAUUUAUAUUAUUUUCUAUGUCAAUAAUCUUGUCAUCUGAAAAACAAAAGAAUAAUUAUUGUAAUUCUGUUAUUCAGAUGUAUCCACAUGACAGUGCAAGGUAAUACUAGCAAAGCAAAGUGUUUUUUAAAAAAAGUUUUUAAAAUAUAGUUACUUCUUUUAUCUAUGAAUAAAACUUUUAACCUUCAUAUUAAAAGUUCAUCCUUUAAUUUAACUCAUGAAUAACUGUUUAACUUGAAUUGGCUUAGUGUUUGAUCUAGUUGUUAUGUAAAUUAAAUAUUAAAUUAAAAGUGUUUAUUAUCCAUUCAGUAUUUUUUUCUGAAUAAUGUGACAUAGAUCAAUAUUUUUAUAAUUUAAAAUAAGUAAGACCUGAUUGUUAUCAUGCAGGUCUUUACAACUUGAUCUGAAACUUGCAUUGCAUUUUCCGAGGUGUACAGGAUUUGUUUAAAUCUACAGUUAUGGUAUAUUUGUUUUAAAUGUCACAAUACAAGUAAUUUGAUGCACUUUAUGAUAGUUUUAUGUCUCAUGAUUAAAGUCAAUAAAUGCAUUAGUGGAAAAUACUUCAAUAUUUUAAGAUAUAUAAAAUGAAAUUAACUGUCCUAUUAAAAUAACAGAAUAGGGAAAACAAAGUUGAUUAAUAUUUAUUUAAACAUAUAACUUAGGUAUUUGUAGAAACAAUAUACCACAUUAAAAAUAUAUUUACUGUAAAUGAAACUACAACAAAACUGGCAAAAGAUUUCUUUAUUAAUCUAUAACAGAUUUUUGCAAUUUUAAAUAGGUCCAUCUAAUAGGUAGCACACAGUUUCUAAAUGAAGCACAAUAUCAGCAGGUAGUGAACCUCCACACCAGGACAGUCAGUUUUUAAAGGGUGCUCAUAUCAAUAGAGGACAUUCCACACAUACCCAAUGAGUAAUAUAGAAUGAGAAAAUGAGCUGGCUAUUGCAAUAUAUGGAAGUGCUGAGCUGCCAAGAAUUACACUGAUACUUAUACAGUGUGAAGUUUAGCAUUGUCUUAUUGGAAAAGAGGGUUCUUGCAUAUAAUGUAUAGAAGAUAACACAAGUUGUAGAAUGUUAUUAGGAAGUGUAAAUCACUAUCCCACCAAACAUGUUCGUCCUUUCAGCUGUGGGGGCAUUAUAAUGUGAUGGUCAAUCCCACUAUUUGUUGGUAAAAGAGUAGCCCAAGAGUUGGCAGUGGGUGGUGAUGACUAGCUGCCUCCCCUCUAGUCUUACACUGCUAAAUUAGGGAUGCCUAGUGAAGAUAAUCCUUGUAUAGCUUUGCAUGAAAUUCAAAACAAACAAACAAACAAAAUCACUAUCCCAUACAUAACAUCCAAUAAUGCAUCAUUGUGGUCCAGGUAGAAACUUGAUUUGUGAGAAAAAUCAACUUGUAUGUGCUGUAUUACUUAUACUAGCACAAGUGAUUCUGCAUGAGCAGGGAGUGGGCAUUGGUGGCAAAAUGGCAAGAAGAAUUGUAGCCCAACACUGCUGCCACAUCUCUAAAGGAAUUACUAUUCUCUUUUAGUCCAACAAUCCAUCCUCUUUCAAAACCUGUUAGUUGCCAAAACAACAUUGUUUGUUGUUGUUGUGACAUCUUACUGCAACAGGACAACACGUUUCCUGUCAUCUGCGUUCUUAUAUACAUGGUAGAUCCAGAAUAAGAAUCUGCACUCCUUAUAUCAUUUCAUUCUGUACACUAGAUACUGCACAUUUCUGUUUAAAUUUUUUUUCUUGUUAUGGACUAAUAGGUAAAUAUUUGUGUGAACGUUUUGUCUUAAUUUUUUUCUAAGUAAAACUUUAACAUGCAAAAAGUGUAGGAAAGAUAUCUGGCUCAUAUACCAAAUUUUUUUUUGUUGCAUGGCAAGAUAGUUGUGGGAAUACAAAAUCAUUUUUGAUUUGUCCUAAGUUUGAAUCCAAAGAACAAUGUGUUAUUUUGCUUUAGAACUGAUUUAGCUCUACAUCUAUUGUCUUGAUAACUUUAUCAGUGUGAAAAUAAUGGUUCGUCUUCCCAGUGCCCAUUUUAUAUCCACUUCCUAGUGUCAAAAUAGUCAAAGCUCAAAUUGCUGGUGUUUUUAUAUAAAUCACUACUGCUAAUGUUCACGUUGCAUUACAUUCAAUAAUUUUAUGUUUUGCCUAUUACAACACUCAUUGUCGAGGAAUGACCAAAUAAACUGUGUGAAAUCAUUUAUUUUCUUCUUAACAUACUUAAGAGACCCCAGUAGUAAGUAGUAAGAUUAAUUUCAGUCAUUUGAGACUAACAAACAAAGUCAGGUGUCCACAAACAGAUUGGUACAUAUAUAGUUCAGGAAACUAAGGGAUUAAUAAUUACGAAACAAAAGGAAAUAUGUAAGACAUUGAAUUAAAUACUCCUGUAUCUAUAGGAUUGGGUCAGAAAUCGCACAUCAACGAAAUAUAAUUAUGAAAUACUGUAUUGAGAGCUCUAUUUGGUACAAAUAUAUAAGUAUAUGUAUACUGUAUUAUUUAAAAUUAUUUGUUACCUGUCUUUUUCUCUAUGCAUCAUAAAAGAAAAAUUCCAUUGAUCUGAGAGUUAUGACUGUCUCCAUAUAUUAAAUAAUAACAUGAAUAUGUUCAGGAACACUAUCUAGCAAAUACCCGCAAAAAAUGUAAUUUUAUUUUUGAUGUAUUAACGAAGUGUGUGGCUAGUCAGAAAUGUUUGAAAUAAGCAACUUAACUAGUCAACUACUGAAAUAUUUUUUUCACAUCAUGACGUUGUUGUAUACAUUAAUGUGUUUUUGUUUAAAUGUAAUACACUUAAGCGUAAAAUAUGUAUAACGUAUAUUUGACCUAAAUAUUAUACGUAUCAUUUUCUAUAGAUUAAAAUCUGUCUUGACGAACUAUUUCUUGAGAUAUACUUUUUGUUUAACCGUAGGUGAGAAAGUAUAGCUUGAUCGAUUUGGCAGUGUUAUAUUUUAUCCUUCCUAUUAAAAGUAUCUCAAAACAACCUACUACAUUUAUUUACACAGUAGUCUCCCUUCCCUCCAGUGGUUCAGUGGUAAGUAUGAAAUAUUAUAAUGUUAUAAUGUUUCUAUACCCGUGGUGGGUACAGUACAGAUAGCCCACUGUGUAGCUUUAUGCUUACAAACAAAACUUCCACAGUACCCGUUUUAGUUCUUCUUUUUCAUGUAAUUGUUCCAGCUGCAUUUCUUCUGUCAUAUAACUUCAUCACAACUGGAUCAGUAUGUUUGUGCCAAUGUAUAUAAAAAUAAAAUGCCAACUACUUUAGAUUAA
Molecule: messenger RNA, 6516 nt
Organism: Limulus polyphemus (Atlantic horseshoe crab)
Lineage: Eukaryota; Metazoa; Arthropoda; Merostomata; Xiphosura; Limulidae
Product: fibroblast growth factor receptor 2-like
Exons: 14
Coding region: 29-1864 (611 amino acids)
Biological process (GO): protein phosphorylation; positive regulation of kinase activity; cell surface receptor protein tyrosine kinase signaling pathway
Cellular component (GO): signaling receptor complex
Molecular function (GO): transmembrane receptor protein tyrosine kinase activity; ATP binding
Source: RefSeq, a predicted model, not a curated record